This is a messenger RNA of Doryrhamphus excisus (bluestripe pipefish), 3297 nucleotides long. The record is from RefSeq and is a predicted model, not a curated record. Lineage: Eukaryota; Metazoa; Chordata; Actinopteri; Syngnathiformes; Syngnathidae.
GGUUAUUUGAAACAUCAGUGAUAUUCUGAGCAAUGUCUAGUUAUUAGUUACUGAUGCUGUACUCUUAUAAGCUUUGUUAAAGGGAAAAUGUUCCAAGAAAAUAUGACUUUAUUGUUAAAACAAGUCCUUAAUCAAAAAGUAGCCCUUAUAUAUCUGUAAUAAAUACUGAAACGACGAUGCAACGUUUCUAUUGUAUGGCCAUAACGAUAAACACACAUUUAAACUACAUUACCCAAAGUUCCGUAGACCUUCCAACAGUGAUUCAUGAAUGGCAUCCUGACAUACACUCCAAUGAAGAAAAAGGCGUGUAAUUCUUUGCCUGCCAAUUGCAGCCGGCAAACCCCAACCCUUAAAGAAUAUGCAACCUCAAUGGGUAUUGCGCAGGGGUCCAGUGCCACAACUGGCUCUCAUACUGUCCAACAACCAGCCCCACAAAACAGGCACCUGGCCAUGGCGCAGCACAGCCACAACCUACUGAAGUUCUUGAAUGAGGAUCGGACUCGACAGAGAUUCUGUGAUGUGACUGUGUCCGUGGGUGGGAGGCUAUACGGUGCACACAAAGUGGUAUUGGCACACGGGAGCAGUUAUUUCCACGCUGAGCUAUCCAAGAACCCCUCCAUAGCCCAUGUGACUCUGGAUCAUGUGGAAGACUCUGUAUUCCAGCACCUGCUGGGUUUGUUGUACACCUCAGAGUGUGUUAUUGCAGAGAGAGAAGUCCAGGCUCUAAUUGAAGCGGCCCGGUUCUUGGACAUGAUGGAUGUAUUAAAGUUGCUGUGUGAAGAAGGAGGCAACAACCCUGUAAGUGUGAUCCGGGCUCAGACUGAAUCAAGAGCUUCUCCCGAAGGACGAGUGACACCCACUCAUUCUCCAACAAGUGGUAUUGACAGUCAAAGCUUGUGUCAUCAACAAUUCUGCACAGAAAACAGCACACAGAACCAGAGUCACGCUGGCAUGCGGAGAUCUACUCGAAGGAGGAAAACUCCUACAAAGUAUCUGAAGGAUGACAUGACUUACACCCCCGAGGAAACUGAACCAACAACGGAGCAGGUUGAAGAAAGAUUAGCAGCAGCUGCCGCAAGAACCGAACUGAAUGUGAAUGAAACAAAGUCGUCACAGGUGGAGGACUUAAUGGGUGAGGAGGAGGACGGGGAGGAUGGAGGAGGCCUCAGUGAGGAGGGGGUUGUACAAAAGAAAGCCGCUGAGCCUCAUACAGAAAGCAGUGGUGCAGACGACAGGACAGCGCAAGUGAUCACCAGUCAGGUGGAAGUGAAAACGCCAACAGUAGGAAGUUCCAGCCAGAGUCCAGUGUACCCUGAAGGUCUGGCUCCCGUCAUCAUUCACACCUCCAGCAAGAAGACUCUCAAGUGCCCCAAAUGUGAUAAGAUCUUUGACCGAGCAGGGAAGUACGAGAGUCACACGAGAGUGCACACGGGAGAAAAACCCUUCCAGUGUGACGUCUGUCUCCAGUGCUACUCCACCAAGUCCAACUUGACCGUUCACAAAAAGAAACACACCAGCGACGCUCCCUUCCAGAAGAAAGAACACAAGUGUCCCUUUUGUAAUAAACUCCACGCGAGCAAGAAAACACUGGCUAAGCAUGUCAGGAGGUUCCACCCAGACCAUCUCCAAGAGUUUCUCAGUAAGAGGAAGAAGAAGAGUGAAGGCUGGAAAUGUGCUAUUUGUAUGAAGAUCUUUUCCCGUAGGCCUCACUUGCAGGAACACAUGAUCCUGCACACACAGGACCGGCCAUUCAAAUGCUCCUUCUGUGAUGAGUACUUCAAGUCCAGGUUUGCCAGGCUCAAGCACCAGGAAAAGUACCACUUGGGUCCUUUCCCGUGUGAAUUCUGUGGCCGACAGUUCAACGACACGGGCAACAGGAAGAGGCACAUUGAAUGCACACAUGGAGGGAAAAGAAAGUGGACAUGUCUUGUUUGUGGCAAAUCAGUGAGAGAAAGGACAACCUUAAAGGAGCACAUGCGCAUCCACAGCGGCGAGAAGCCCCACCUCUGUAGUAUCUGUGGGCAGAGCUUCCGCCAUGGCAGCUCCUACAGGCUCCACCUGAGAGUCCACCAUGAUGACAAGCGCUACGAGUGCGAUCAAUGUGGGAAGACUUUCAUACGCCACGAUCACCUGACCAAACAUCAGAAGAUUCACUCUGAUGAAAAAGCCCAUCAGUGUGAAGAAUGCGGGAAGUGUUUCAGGCGCCAUGAUCAUCUUACGGUCCACUACAAAAGCGUUCAUUUGGGAGAGAAAGUUUGGCAGAAGUAUAAAACAGCCAUGCAUCAAUGCGAGGUUUGCAAGAAAGAAUUUAAAGGAAAGUCCAGCCUUGAAAUGCACUUCAGGACCCACUCAGGUGAGAAACCCUUCAGAUGUCCCGAGUGCCCCCAGACGUUUCGGAUCAAGAAGACCUUGACAAAGCACAUGGUCAUCCACUCUGAUGAUCGUCCUUUCAACUGCCAGCACUGCAACGCCACCUUUAAGAGGAAAGACAAACUCAAGUACCACGUGGACCAUGUGCACAGCAACCGCUCUCCCUCGCUGUCCGAGAGAGGCACGCUCGGACAGGACAAGAUCAACCCGGGUCCUUUUAGUGCGGAACCUAAGUCAACCCCACCGUCUGGCGAGGCACCCACAAACGUGUGCGUGCCCGUCACUUUAGUCCCCGUCGGGAUGGCAGGCGGGCCUCAAGGCGAACUGGACGCUCACAGGGCGACCGCCACCACCGCUCAAACGCACAAUAUGGUGAGCAUGCAGCCGCAGAACUCCAGUAGCUACCAGGCCGCCACUGAGCUGGCCUUUUUAGAGAAGUACACCCUCACGCCCCAGUCGGCCAACAUCGUUCACCCCAUGAGGCCCGAUCAGAUGCUGGACGCUCGAGAGCAGUCGUACUUAGGAACGCUGCUCAGUUUGGAUUCUAAUUCCACCGUGGAGGAUGUUAGAGUUAAAAUAAGUUAGUAUUCCAAUAUUUUAUUCUUAAUCAAUGUUUUUUUAUUAUGCUAUUAUAGAGUAUUAUGUGUUGCAUUUUAAGGGAAAAAAAUAUAUGAUUUAUUUUGGAAUAUGGCUGCGUCAUAAGAAAAUUUGGAUAAAAUGAAGGUGGGUGAGUGCUUUUUAUAGGGACUGUAUAAACACAUGUAAUUUAAUUUAAUUUAAAAAGCACAAAGGCUCUUCACCUGCUUUGCAUUUUGGUCCUUCUUUUUAGUCUAUUUUAAUGUCAGGAUUUUAGCUCAGACUCUCCCACUUUUCCUCGUUAAUGUUUGUUUUCCAUUCAUUGAUGCACUUACUGUAACUCAACAGCAA